This is a messenger RNA of Polyodon spathula (Mississippi paddlefish), 3679 nucleotides long. RefSeq names its product dipeptidyl peptidase 4-like. Gene Ontology annotation, biological process: proteolysis. The record is from RefSeq and is a predicted model, not a curated record. Bases 536 to 2794 code for a protein of 752 amino acids. Gene Ontology annotation, molecular function: serine-type endopeptidase activity; dipeptidyl-peptidase activity. The transcript is spliced from 26 exons. NCBI's taxonomy places the organism in Eukaryota, Metazoa, Chordata, Actinopteri, Acipenseriformes, Polyodontidae.
CUAUUAUUAUUGAUGAUGAAGUCACACGUAUUUUGAAUGACAGUACUUUUUUUUUAGGUAAACAGUGAGGUGAAUGCAAAACUGUUAUCACAACCGUUGUGCCCCAUUCUUAAUGAAACUUAUACAGUAACUAACUCUAUCCCCUAGCUUACACAAUUGACCGCAUCUGUGCGGCUGGUGGUAGUUUCUCUAAACGUUUCUUUAAAUAUGCCCCGAUUUAUUAAGUCCCAUACAGAAAUCGCAAAUUAUUGCACUUUAGAGGACUUUAAUCUGCACUUUACUUUAUGAUCUCCCUUUCGCUGAUAGUUUGAUUAAUAUUUAACCAACGGUAAUACAAUUUAAAAAUAGACUUCUAAAAACUUUUGAUAUACAGUCUCAAUGACUCUGAGCAAAGUGUAGACGCCUCUGUCCCUCCACCACCAAGUCAGCGAUCCUGGGAUUCAUCAGACCCAGAAGUGCGUUGUUUCAGCAGUGAAAAUACGGAUCAGGGUCCGGCAAAAAAAAUUUAAAAAAAAGAAAAAGAAAAAAAACAAACAUGAAGACAGUUUGCAAAGUGUUGUUGGGGGUGGCUGUGAGUGCUGUCGUCGUCAGUUUGAUAACGAUCCCCUCAGUACUGCUAACAAACAAAAACAUGGAAAAUAACCCUCGCAAGAACUUCACAUUGGCAGAGUAUUUUAAUGAUACCAUCAGGUACAAGACAUAUUACCUGCGAUGGAUAUCAGAAAGUGAAUAUCUGCAUAAAAAUAAAGAGGGAAACGUUCUGCUUCACAAUGUCGAGACAAAUAAGAGCGAAACAUUUUUGUCCAGUGACACAUUUGCUCGUGUAGAAGCCAACGAUUAUUUUGUGUCUGUUGAUCGGAAAUUUGUGUGCUUGGAAAGCAAUUACUCAAAGCUAUGGAGACAUUCAUACACGGCUUCAUACAGUAUUUAUGAUCUGGACAAAAAGGAUUUUGUGGAAGCCAGUCUACCACAAGAAAUCCAAUACAUAGCGUGGUCUCCCGUCGGACACAAACUGGCAUACGUUUGGAAAAACAAUGUUUAUUUAAAGUCUGACCCAAGUGGACAACCUGUUAAAGUAACAACCGAUGGAGAAGAAAAUAAAAUUCUCAAUGGUAUUCCUGAUUGGGUGUAUGAGGAGGAAAUGUUCUCAUCAAACAAUGCCAUGUGGUGGUCUCCAACCGGAACAUUUCUAGCUUAUGCACAGUUUAAUGAUACAGAGGUGGACAAUAUUGAGUACUCAUUUUACGGAGAAGGACAGUACCCAAAUACAGUACAUAUUCCAUAUCCCAAGGCGGGCUCUACCAUUCCUACAGCAAAGUUAUUUGUCGUAGACACAGCUAACACUUCACAAAUCACAAGAGUUCUUGUACCACCUACAGUAGGUUUAAGAGACCACUAUUUAUGUACUGUCACAUGGGUGACUGAUGAACGCAUUGCAGUACAAUGGUCAAAAAGGGAGCAGAACUAUACUACCUUAGCAAUCUGUGAUUACCAAACCAACCUAAACAAAUGGAAUUGUCCAACGACUCAACAACAUGUUGAAGAAAGUAAAACUGGCUGGAUUGGUCAUUUUCAGCCAUUAGAACCCUUCUUUGCAGCAGACAACAUGAGUUUCUACAAGAUAUACAGCAACGAAGAAGGAUAUAAACACAUUCAUCUUGUAAAUGGGACAUCACGUACAGCCAUUACAUCAGGAACGUGGGAAGUCAUAUACAUAUCAAAACUAACACAAGAUGCACUAUAUUACGUUAGCAAUGAAUAUGAAAAAUUUCCAGGAGGCAGAAACCUAUACAAGUUUGAUAUUGGAAGCAGUCCCUCCUCUAUAAAAUGCAUUACGUGCACUGUAAACCAGGACAGAUGUCAAUAUAACUCGGCUUACUUCAGCAAAAAUGCUAAAUAUUAUCGUAUGGAUUGUUAUGGACCUGGAUUACCUAUUUUUAAACUUUACGAUAAUACCAAUACAGAGAUUAGGGUUCUUGAAGACAACAGCGCUUUGCUAAGCAUUCUAGAGGAGUUUGCAUUGCCAAGUACAGAGCAUGGAACUAUUAAGCUUGGCAAUUUCAAGCUUUGGUAUCAAAUGACAUACCCACCUCUAUUUGACAAAUCUAAGAAAUAUCCUCUACUAAUUGAUGUGUAUGCUGGACCAUGCAGUCAAAAAGUAGACAAUCGCUUCAGACUCAGCUGGGCUACAUACCUCGCAAGCACUGAGAAGAUUAUUGUUGCCAGUUUUGACGGGAGGGGAAGUGGUUACCAAGGUGAUGAGAUCAUGCAUGCAAUAUACCGAAAACUUGGGACAUUAGAAGUAGAAGAUCAGAUUACAGCAGCAAGAGAGUUUAUAAAUAUGGGCUUUAUUGACAAAGAAAGGAUGGCCAUUUGGGGAUGGUCAUAUGGUGGAUAUGUUACAUCUAUGGUUCUUGGUUCUGGAAGUGGUGUGUUCAAGUGUGGCAUGGCAGUAGCCCCUGUUUCUAAAUGGGAAUAUUAUGAUUCUAUGUAUACCGAACGUUAUAUGGGUAUGCCUGUUGCGUCAGACAAUCUUCAAAACUAUCUGAAUUCCACUGUAACAAGCAGAGCAAAGCAUUUCAAAACUGUUGAUUAUCUUCUUGUCCAUGGAACUGCAGAUGAUAAUGUGCAUUUCCAGCAAGCUGCACAGAUUUCAAAGGCACUUGUUGAUGAACAAGUGGAUUUCCAAGCAAUGUGGUAUACAGACAAGGACCAUGGGCUUGGAGGUUUAGCCAAUAAACACGUCUACACGCAUAUGAGCCAUUUCCUCAAGCAAUGUUUUUCAUUACACUAGUUUGUGUAUACCUAAUUAGGAUUUUUUUAUUAUUAUUAUCAUUCCUGUAUUUCAGAAACAUUUGAACAUUUAACUAAUACAAAAUGUGUAUUUGUGUUUUGUUUUUUAUUACAGAAUACAACCAAUAGACUUUUUAAUUUUGCUAGAUUAAAAAAUGCCAGUUAUGAACAAUUCCAACACUCAUUCAGAUUGCUGUAGUGAAGUAGUCUUUUGUGUUAAGUGGUUACCAUGGGUUCCCUUUCAAUCUCAAAAUGUCAACCAUUACGAGUUGGGAAAUGACCCUCGUGUCACAUGACCUGAGCACAUAUUUCAAAAGCUGCCUGAUAGGCUCAGUGUGACUACGUGUCUGUUGCAUUCCCGAACAAGACUCCACGUCACACAGCAACCUUCGCCAUUCGAUUCCUCACUCCAACCUGAGCAGACAUAUAUUCACUUGCUCCGUUUUCGUGAUAAUCUCUUUCUCUUCGGAGACUGUUUUUGGUAAAAUAAUAAUAAUAAAAAAAAGUACAUGGCUGUGUGUUUUUUGGCGGCAGAGAAGCAGCGACAUUUAAAUUAUAUUUUAAUCCCAUAUAUACCUAGAUGAUCCCAGGACACAGGAUUGCUUACUGUCCCUAAGGUGUCAAAAAAGAACACAGGUGGUAGAGCAUUUGGCUUCAGGGUCCCUGAAUUAUGGAAUCAGCUGCCUGUUUCCGUAAGGGAGGCACCAACUGUUGCAGUUUUUAAAACAUGACUGAAGACACACUUCUAUAAUCAUUCACAUCUUAAUAAUAAGUAAUGUUUUUACCCUGUAUUGUAUUGCAUUUUAAUUGAUUUUUCUAUUAAAUGUUUUAAUGAGUGCUAUUUCUUGUAUAGUAUCAAUAAUUAUUGUUAUAUUGUACCUGUGAA